GCUACAAGUCGUCGUGACGAGUGGAGCAAGCCAACAUGAAGUUAUUACAUGUUCUUUUCUUGGUUUUAUCUGCUGUAUUCUCUGCAAAAGGAGUUCAACAUGGAACUCUUCGCAUCGGCCAGACAAACCCUGAUAAUUACUACUGCGAUACUAUCACCUUCCCAACGACCUUUACUGGAGUUGAUCCUGUCAAAGUCUUUAYGUCAGUUGGAUUUGGCACGAGCUCAUCACGUGUACAUGACGUAGUGUUCACGUGGGUUGAGUCUGUCACUACAAGUAGUUUUAAAGUCUGUCUGGUAGAGAAUGGCGCUGGAUCAAGUGGCAAUGUGACUAUUAAUUGGAUGGCUUAUCAAGGCGUCCAGUCUGGUGUGGCGGACGGCUCUGUGAGGUUGAACGACUGGACGACGGGAACGGAGUGCAAACACGUUCGUCUUUCCCAGGCCUUUGCAAGUGUUCCCCACGUCUUUGUUACUGCACUUCACAAUGUGUUGGACAACAAGCAUGAUGCAGCUACAGUUUGGGUGGAAGGAAUCACUAGAAACGAUUUUACUGUUUGCAUGAGAGAAGCGAGAACCUUUGAUGGACGCCAUAAAGACAUCGAUGUGACUUGGAUGGCAAUGACUGAAGUUCCCCAGACAUGGAAUUAUCAUGACUUUAUCAGAGUAGACUUUCCAAACACUCUUGUACCAAGCGAGGCUGACAAUGAUGCGUUUUGCCAGGUAAACCAGAAACUAGUUGUAGCAUGUCAUCAAAAUCUGAGUGUGAGUAGAAAUGAUCAACUCACUAAUGACGUGGUAUCAGUUGAUUGGGUAGCAUAUCAAGGCUCGCCGAGUGGCGCUGUGACUGGGAAGGAAAGGAUAGCACAGUGGUGGACUGGUACCAAAUGUACGACUCUUAUGUUUCCAGUUGGUAAAUUCAAGGGAAUCCCUACAGUACUCGUCACUCUUGAGCACCAAAGAAAUGGACUUAAGCACGAUGCUGCCAGCAUUUGGCUUGAAGAUGUCAGUCCAUUUUUGUUUCAAGUKUGUAUCAGAGAGCUUCAAAACUUUGAUGGAAUACACGAAGACAUUGAUGUGGAUUGGAUGGCCUUCGAAACACUUCAUCUUCCACUAUUCUCUGAACAUGGCAUAGUGAAUUUUUCAAAUGCCUACACUCCUUUAAAAUCCAAUAACUACGCUUUUUGUAAGAAUGUGAAAAUGGCACAAAACUACACAAGAAGACCUUCAGUGCUGAUAACACCUACUCACGAUACAAGUGUUGGCCAAACUGACCCCAAAUGCAAUGGAAUUUCUGCAUGGAUCGAGGUAUGUUGGAUUGACGGUACCAAUGUUAACUUUACGUACUGGGCGAAGAACCAACCAAACGGUUACCCUGGAGACCAGGAUUGUGUUCAUACACUGGGAUUACGUCAUGAAUAUCACUGGAAUGACGUCACUUGUGGUUCCUGUCACUCAUACACUUGCAAAAGAGAUAUAAAUGAAUGUUCCGUUGUUGAUUCUUGCCAUCCUGACGCAUUUUGCACAAAUACAAUUGGAUCGUACAUCUGCCAGUGCAAUCCUGGUUACAAUGGUGAUGGACAAUCAUGCUCAGAUGUUGAUGAAUGCACUUCAGCUGUUCAUACUUGUGAUGCCAACGCGCAGUGUACAAAUAAUGUUGGGUCCUAUGCCUGCAGUUGUCACCUUGGAUUUAGCGGUAAUGGGAGGAAUUGUUCAGAUAUCGACGAAUGUUCGUCUGGUUCACAUAGCUGUAAUGCCUACGCACAAUGCGCUAAUACAGUUGGAACCUACACUUGCCAGUGUAACCCGGGCUAUCAUGGAGAUGGAUGGGCUUGUACAGAUGUCGACGAGUGCACUACAGGUUCCCAUUCUUGUGAUGCUAACGCACAAUGUACGAAUAACGUUGGUUCCCACACUUGCCAGUGCAACCAUGGUUUCCUUGGCAAUGGAUGGACGUGCUCAGAUGUGGAUGAAUGCUCGACAGGUKCYCAUACSUGUAAUGUYAAUGCACAAUGUAYUAACACAGUUGGGUCAUAUAGCUGUCAAUGUAACCUUGGUUUUCAUGGCAACGGACACAUGUGUACAGAUACCGAUGAAUGCUCUUCCGGAGUCCAUUCUUGUCAUGCAAAUGCACAAUGUACUAAUACCAUUGGAUCUUACACUUGUCGUUGUAACAGUGGAUACGAAGGUGAUGGACUCACAUGCAGAGCUUAUCCAAGGUCUUGUAAGGAUCAAAAGAGUACAUUUCCCGCUUCAUCAUCAGGUUCUUACACCAUUGAUCCAGAUGGUCAAAAUGGAGAGUCACCGUACACAGUUUAUUGUGACAUGACUGACAAGAGUGGGGUGGGGGUAACGGUUAUCAGCCAUGAUAGCGAAUCAACGACUAGAGCGCACAACUGUCCUGGUUAUCCAGGUUCCUGCAUCCGAUAUGUUGCCUAUACUGGAGCUUCUAUCGCCCAGUUAGCAAAACUAACUGCAAUAUCUUCACAAUGCGACCAAUAUAUCGAAUAUCAGUGUACUGGUGAUAUUGUUUUUAUUGAGGACUCGUAUGCUUGGUGGGUGUCACGUGAUGGUGUAAAUCAGCACUACUGGGGAGGAGCGACACCAGGUAGCUACAAAUGUGCCUGUGGUAUGACAAACUCGUGUCAUAAAGGCCGUGGAUGUAACUGUCAUAAUAGUGGUGAUAUUGGGUGGCGCACUGACAGUGGUCUGCUGACUGAUAAGUCCACUCUACCGGUGACAGAGAUGAGGUUUUCAGAUACUGAUAGCAGCAAUGAAGAUGCUUAUUAUCAACUUGGUAAACUAAAGUGUUACUAACAGACGUCGUUGAACGUCAAAGAAAUCAUGAUCAAAAGCAAAUCACAAACAAUAUUGUCACUGAAGGACAAUUCAGUACGUCCUCUGCAUACUUAGAAUCAUGGAAAACCAGAUCAAGAACAAACAGCUUUGUCUUGCAACCUAGUGCAAUUAAUCAGUUAAGUUGAAAAUUAUUAGUGAAGCACUAACAAACUUUGUUGAUGUCA
Exaiptasia diaphana is the source of this 3019-nucleotide messenger RNA. RefSeq lists its product as uncharacterized. The transcript has 17 exons. NCBI's taxonomy places the organism in Eukaryota, Metazoa, Cnidaria, Anthozoa, Actiniaria, Aiptasiidae. Bases 36 to 2813 code for a protein of 925 amino acids. Gene Ontology annotation, molecular function: calcium ion binding; extracellular matrix structural constituent. The record is from RefSeq and is a predicted model, not a curated record.